AUGGAGGAGCGGAAGGCGGCGUUCAGGGACGGCGGCAAGUGGACGGAGGCGGUGAACCUGGGGCUCGGGAGCCCCGCGCUCAUCAUCUCCGGGCUGCUCCCGUUCGCCAUCGACGGGGACCUCGGGUUCGGGAAGCCCAGCCUCGUGAUGCCGUGGGUGCGCCACGGCCGGCUGGGGUCCGCGUCGGUGACGGUGGUGCCCAGCCCCAGCGGCGACGGGUCGUGGUUCUUCGGCGCCACCAGGAUGUGGCCACGUCUCAUGGAGGUGGUCGAAUCCGACCCUUUGCUGAAGCCGGCAGCGAACCUGGGGAUGGCGACGCCGACGGCGGCGGCAUCUCGUCUGUGA
This is a messenger RNA of Miscanthus lutarioriparius, 345 nucleotides long. NCBI's taxonomy places the organism in Eukaryota, Viridiplantae, Streptophyta, Magnoliopsida, Poales, Poaceae. The record is from the annotation of a GenBank genome assembly.